Molecule: messenger RNA, 354 nt
Organism: Stegastes partitus (bicolor damselfish)
Lineage: Eukaryota; Metazoa; Chordata; Actinopteri; Pomacentridae
Product: transcription factor HES-5-like
Exons: 2
Coding region: 1-354 (117 amino acids)
Molecular function (GO): protein dimerization activity
Source: RefSeq, a predicted model, not a curated record
AUGUCUCAAAAAGACAUCAAAGUGAGGAAACCCCUGGUGGAGAAGCUCCGCAGAGAUCGCAUCAACAGCUGCAUCGAGCAGCUCAAAGUCAUCCUGGAGAAAGAGUUUCACAAGCAGGAGCCCAACUCCAAGCUGGAGAAAGCCGACAUCCUGGAGAUGACCGUGAACUUCCUGAGGCAGCAGCUGCAGUCGGGCCUGUGUCAGAGCGACUACAACCAGGGCUACUCCCACUGCUGGAGGGACUCUGUGGCUCCUCUGCAGGGCCUCCAGCAACAUGACCAGAGAUCCAGCAGCUCCAUCCGUAGGUCCACCACCCUGCAGGACAGCAGAGACGCAGUGUGGAGGCCUUGGUAG